This is a messenger RNA of Homarus americanus (American lobster), 1827 nucleotides long. RefSeq names its product probable serine/threonine-protein kinase DDB_G0282963. The transcript is spliced from 7 exons. NCBI's taxonomy places the organism in Eukaryota, Metazoa, Arthropoda, Malacostraca, Decapoda, Nephropidae. Bases 1 to 1827 code for a protein of 608 amino acids. The record is from RefSeq and is a predicted model, not a curated record.
AUGACCACAGUGAUCAUGUUAACAAAGAUCAUGACCACAGUGAUCACGACCACUGUGAUCAUGGCCACAGUGAUAAAGGCCACAGUGAUCAUGAUCACAGUGAUAAUGGCCAGAGUGAUCAUGACCACAGUGAUCAUUUUAACAAAGAUCAUGAUCACUGUGAUCACGACCACAGAGAUCAUGAUCACAGUGAUCAUGAACCACAGUGUUAAUGGCCCAGUGAUUAUGAUGAUAAAGAUCAUGACGACAGUGAUAAUGGCCACAGUGAUCAUGGCCAAAGUGAUAUUGACAACAAUAAUUAUGACCACAGUGAUCGUGACCUCAGUGAUCAUGACCAAAACGAUAAUGACCAUAAUGAUCAUGACCACAGUGAUCGUGGCCACAGUGAUCAUGACAACAAUCAUUAUAACUACAUUGAUCAUCACCAUAAUUAUCAUAGCCACUGUGAUCAUGACCUCAGUGAUCAUGACCACAGUGAUCAUGACGACAGUGAUCAUGACCAUAAUGAUCAUGACCACAGUGAUCAUGACCAAAUUCAUCAUGUCCACUCUGAUCAUGACCACAGUGAUCAUGACCCACAGCGAUCUUGACCACAGUGAUCAUGAUCAUAAUGACCAUAACCUCAGUGAUCAUGACAACCUUGAACAUGACAACAAUGAUCAUGACCAUAAUGAUCAUGACCACAAUGAUCAUGCCCACAGUGAUCAUAACCUCAGUGAUCAUGACCACAACGAUCAUGAUCAUAAUAAUCAUGACCACAGGGAUCAUAACCGCAGUGAUCAUGACCACAGUGAUAAUGAUCACAAUGAUCAUGACCACAGUGAUUAUGACCACAGUGAUCAUGACAAUAAUGAUCAUGGCCACAGUGAUCAUGAAAACAAUGAUCAUGACCACAAUCAUGACUACAGCGAUCAUAACCACAUUGAUCAUGAAAACAGUAAUCAUGACAACAGUGAUCACAACCACAGGGAUCAUAACCACAGUGAACAUGACUACAGUGAUCAUGACUACAGUGAUAUUGACCUCAAUGAUCAUGAAAACCAUGAUCAUAACCACAGUGAUCAUGACCAAAAUGAUUAUGACCACAGUGAUCAUGACCACAGUGAUCAUGACCACAGCGUUCAUGACCACAGAGAUCAUAACAACAGUGAUCAUUACCACAGUGAUCAUGAAAACAUGAUCAUGAACCAUAGUGAUCAUGACUACAUUCAUCAUAACCACAGUGAUCAUAACCACAGUGGUCAUGACCACAGUGAUCAUGACCACAGUGAUAAUGACUACAGUCAUCAUAACCACAGUGGUCAUAACCACAGUGAUCAUAACCCCAGUGACCAUGACCACAGUGAUCAUGACCACAGUGAUCAUGACUACAGUCAUCAUAACUACAGUGUUCAUGACCACAAUCAUGACUACAGUGAUCAUAACGACAGUGAUCAUGACCACAGUGAUCAUAACCACAGUGAUCAUGAAAACAGUAAUCAUGACAACAGUGAUCACAACCACAGUGAUCAUAACCAUAGUGAUCAUGACUACAGUGAUCAUGACUACAGUGAUAAUGACCUCAAUGAUCAUGAAAACCAUGAUCAUAACCACAGUGAUGAUGACCACGGUGAUUAUGACCACAAAAUCAUGACCACAGUGAUCAUAACCACAGUCAUCAUGAUCCCAGUGAUCAUGACCACAGUGUUCAUGACCACAGUGAUCAUGACCCCAGUGAUCAUGACCCCAGUGAUCAUGACCACUGUGAUCAUGACCACAACGAUCAUGAUCAUAAUAAUCAUGACCAAAGGGAUCAUAAACUACAGUGAUCAUGACCACAGUGGUUAA